AUGGGAAAGAAAGUUAUUGCUAAAAGAGCACCACGUGAAAAGAUCCAUAAGCUUCCAGGAUAUCUUAGACCAUCAACUUGCUUUCAAGACCCCACUUUCACUCCCUCACCUUCUCCUCCUACCUCUCCUUCUCGCACUGCUCCCAUGGCGCGGACCAAGACCACGCCACGAUUCCCAGCCCCUGCCAAGCCGACGCCACCAUCUAAGGCAGCGCUAACCAAACCAAGUUCCUCGAAACCUAGUUCAUCCAAGGGUAAGUGUCUUGCUGUUGAAGACCCUGUUCCUGAGACAACAAAACCUAAGCCAAGGUCUGUUCCUGUGCGUUCACAAAGAGGUAAUCCUCAUCUCCCUCUCAAAUCUGUUAGAGAACCCGAUAUUGAUCCUUUUGCUCACAAAUCACACUUCAUGACAUCUCACUCAGACUAUAACCCCAUCGUUUCAAAUCUGCCAUGA
Molecule: messenger RNA, 453 nt
Organism: Arachis stenosperma
Lineage: Eukaryota; Viridiplantae; Streptophyta; Magnoliopsida; Fabales; Fabaceae
Product: extensin-like
Exons: 1
Coding region: 1-453 (150 amino acids)
Source: RefSeq, a predicted model, not a curated record